ACACACGCUGGCCGGAGGGGAAGUUUGAUCAACCAGACGAUUUAUCAAAUAUUGUGAACUUUAUUUCUUAAACAGAGCAAGAUGAAGAAGUUCGUGUUGUUGCUCCUCUUCUGUCAUGUUGCAUCACCAGUGCUUCAUUCCAUGAAGUAUUUCUACACAGCAUCAUCUCAAGUCCCAAACCUCCCAGAGUUUGUGGCUGUUGGUUUAGUUGACGGUGCUCAGAUUGUUUACUACGACAGCAACACACAGAGAGCACAACCCAAACAGGACUGGAUGGUCAACGUGACAGCUGAAGAUCCUCAGUACUGGGAGAGGGAAACUGGCAGCUUGUUGCGCUCCCAGCAGGCCUACAUAAAAAACAUUGAGACUGCAAAGCAGCGCUUCAACCAAACUGGAGGUGUUCACAUUGCUCAGAAAAUGUACGGGUGUGAAUGGGAUGAUGAGACUGGAGACGUGAAUGGAUUUGAUCAGCAAGGUUAUGAUGGAGAAGACUUUAUAGUGCUGGACCUGAAGACACUGACAUGGAUCGCUCCAAAACCACAGGCUGUCCUCACCAAACAGAAUUGGGAAGAGAAAAGAGCUGAGUUGGAAAUGUAUAAGAACUACCUCACCCAGAUUUGCAUUGAUUGGCUGAAGAAAUAUGUGGACUAUGGGAGGAGCACUCUGCUGAGAAAAGGUAGACUCACAUGA
Myripristis murdjan (pinecone soldierfish) is the source of this 690-nucleotide messenger RNA. RefSeq names its product class I histocompatibility antigen, F10 alpha chain-like. Gene Ontology annotation, biological process: immune response. The record is from RefSeq and is a predicted model, not a curated record. Gene Ontology annotation, cellular component: external side of plasma membrane. The transcript has 3 exons. The coding region runs from base 82 to 690 and encodes 202 amino acids. Lineage: Eukaryota; Metazoa; Chordata; Actinopteri; Holocentriformes; Holocentridae.